Peronospora matthiolae is the source of this 1503-nucleotide messenger RNA. NCBI's taxonomy places the organism in Eukaryota, Oomycota, Peronosporomycetes, Peronosporales, Peronosporaceae. The record is from the annotation of a GenBank genome assembly.
AUGCGGUGCGCGAGCAAGGCCGCCGAGAGCGCGUCCGCACGUCUCUGUGCGGACGCCGAAGCAGAAACCGCAGCAACUGAUGUCUCAUCGGUUGCCGAAGCGACUCAGCCUGUGUCACUUGGUGAUGCAGGCGCUGGUCAUGAAGACACUCAUGUCUUCACAGAGUAUGAGCUCGGAGUCUCAUACUCUCCUGAUACAGAAGACGGAUCCGUAUCGACGGCGAUCGAAUCCAAGCCGCCUGCCAAGCGUGGCAUGGAUGAUGCUAUGCGUCGUAGCAUCUUUGGUUCAUCUGAUGAAUCAGAUGAACCAUCGCCGAAGCGAAGGCGCUCGAGGUCGCGAGACUCGGGCGCUAACAGUGGUGUCGGUUCUCCUAUGGACACCACUUCGCAACGAGGUGCCAGUCCUUCUGUCGGCACGUCGCAGGAAGAGCGCGACCGCAAUGUGUUGCGUCUCGCUCCUGAGAAGAAGGCAUGGAUGCCUCCUAAAUCUGUCAUGGAUCACUUGUCGGCGACGACGAGUGAUCGUUAUCGAACACGGUUACAUCGAUGGUACAGUGGGAAUCACAAGCGUGAUGGUACCUCACUGCUUCAGGCGUGGAACGCCUACAUCCAUAACCUUGAGGAUGUAGGUCGUGACGUUUGGAACGACAAACUUUUCAAAGCUCGUGACAAGUUUGAAAAGAGAACCCCGACAGUUGCACGCUACAAGCUGCAUCGUCUGUCAAGGGAGAAGGGAUUACCCUGCCUCUCUUGGGGAGACUCGUGCCCAUGUUGUGUGAACAACUAUGCACGAGCACCUAAAGAGGCUUACCUCCUUACUAGCCCGUGGUGGCGCGUACGUAUCUCUAGUGAGAUGUACGAAGGGAUGGACAACCUGAAAUCCCUUUACGACCGUGCCGGGAAGACUUUCUCAGGCGGUCCUUCUGCGGCACAGGAUGUGCCGCGUCGUACUGCUCAACCAGACCCAGUACGUCAACCAUCAGUUGGGAGCGGGGCUCCCAAGCAUCCCAGGACGGGGGAUAGCCGCGCCACCGGACGAGAUAACUCGUCCGACGUCCGUUCACGUCGCGGUGGUUCAACAGCUGCUCAACUAGAUAGCGCUGGCCACCGCGAGAUUCCUCUAAUGGAGGUGGAGGAGGAGGAAAGACGCUCUCCACACGAUCGUGGGGAUCCGUGUGUUCCCGAGGGCUUCUUUGAUCGCGUAACGCAAGGGUUACGCAACGAUCUCAAACAUGAGCGGGACAGGCGUCUCCAAAUGGCGGACACUGUCUCGAAACAUCGAGCUGAGUUUGCCUUUGCUCAGCUUGAGAACGAGAGAGCUCUGACAUCUCUUCGUGACGAGCUAAGGGUAGCUCGUGGGAUUGUUGAUCGGUCUCAGGAUGAGAUAACUGCUCUUCAGACCCUUGUCGAUGUCCACCAUCGGGAGCACAAGGCUCUCUGCGAGAUGCUUGAGCGCAAGGGCGUUCUUCAUCGGAAGAAGCAGCGUACUGAUGGUACGGCUUAA